CAGUUUGGAAGCCAAUAUAGUAAAUAGUGUUUAUUAGUGCUAUUGUUCCUUAGUGUCCAAACAAAGCAUGAUAGCAAGCCUCACAGCUUGAUUAGCUGACAUGUUUAACCUCCUUUAUUUUAUUUUAUUUAUUUUUUGUUAGGAUUUCACUCCGAAAACUUUAUGCUUACCUGGCAAUUAUAGUCAAACAUAUUUACGUUCAAAACACAAAUAUGUACACAAAUAUUUUGUUUGGAAACGUUAAAUAUUUUGGAAAUGAAAUAUUUUUGUAAAUUUCUGAUAAUAUUGUUAACAAUAAAUUCUUUGACAAAAUUCAUAAACGGACAUAAUGAAGAGGACGGUUCCGAUGAUGGUAAAAAUUAUUAUGAAGAUGCUGGCGAAGGCGAGGACUAUGAGGAUUAUGAUGGCGAGUAUGAUUAUGGCGAUGUAGAGUAUUAUGAUGAUAGUAAGGAGAAUAAAAUGGAAUUACCGGAGGACUGUAUAUCACUGAAAUAUCUAAAAUUAAAACGAAUUUGUGACAUUGGGUAUCCGGAAGUUUUGGGUCAAAAUUACGAAGAUAUGCUCGUGGAUGUGAAUGAACCGUACGCUGUUUUCCAAUUUCCAUAUGAGGACACAAAUCGCUACUUUUUCACAUUUCAAAAAAGCGCUAUAUUCGACUGUCAGUAUUUGCAAGUGAUCGAUGUACGAAACUAUAAAUGUUUUAAUGCAUCGGAUGUGGGCGAAGAUAUAGUCUUGACCAAGGGUGUGUUGCAAUGUCUCAAUCAGCCAUCCUCGGCCAUUGAUUUGCUCUUGGCAACUUGUUCAUCUCAACUGAAUGAGAGUGCGGUAUUCACCGCUUUGCAUUAUUCCACUUUGGCAACGUUAGCGCGCAGCAGCACAAGUGGCAAAGAGCGUCUGAGAAUGGAGUGGUGCUUGCAUUUGUGGUUCGUGGCAUUAUUGUACAUUUUAUUAGCAACUAAAAAGUAAUGCAAAUUAAAGCAAAGAGUUGCAAAACCAUGCUAGAUAUACAAGUAUUUUAUUGCGGAGGGACUUUCGAAACUAAUUCCCUGUAAUUUAAACCGUGAAUAUAGCUUAAUUGUAUCCAGUACAUGUUACGGGUACAAUUUAUUGGUUAAUUGUUUAAGCAAAUACUGGCCAAUGAAACACUGAUAAAUUUUUUAAUAUUUGUACAUGCACUUUUGGUCAAUAAAAUUUUGUUAAAAAACAACAAAAACAAUAAAAAGUAAAGUAUCAAAAAUUUUCUAUUAUCUGUGUCUCUAUG
Molecule: messenger RNA, 1261 nt
Organism: Bactrocera dorsalis (oriental fruit fly)
Lineage: Eukaryota; Metazoa; Arthropoda; Insecta; Diptera; Tephritidae
Exons: 1
Coding region: 256-966 (236 amino acids)
Source: RefSeq, a predicted model, not a curated record